Messenger RNA from Danaus chrysippus (African queen), 981 nucleotides. The record is from the annotation of a GenBank genome assembly. NCBI's taxonomy places the organism in Eukaryota, Metazoa, Arthropoda, Insecta, Lepidoptera, Nymphalidae.
AUGAAAGAUAUGACUUCUAUUUCCAAGACUAACAUUUCUGAAUUAGCACUAUUGGCAAGGAAAUUCAAUUGUUUUUAUUUGUCAGGAUUACGUCAAGGUAUAUGCAAACCAUUUUUAGUAGCCGGACAUCAAGUUGGACUUAUUCGACCUGAUAUACUUAAAUAUCUUCGAACAUUCCCGGAGGUUUUCCGGAUCACAGGGGAGUAUGUAGAACUCAAUCCAGCCUUUAGAAAUUAUCAAGAAAGGACUUCAAAAGUUGCGGAAGUGUUGCAAAGUCUAAGAAAAGAAAAUGAAAUAUGCGCUCUUAAGGGCUGGCGAGAUGAGUGUUUUGAAGUCAGUACCCCCUUUCAUCAUGAGAGUCUACUGGAAAUGGAUAGAAGUGCUGUCUGCCUGUUUGGUAUAAGAAACUAUGGUAUAAGUGUGAAUGGCUACUUGUUUCAUCCUUCUAAGGGUCUUUGCAUCUGGUUACAGCAGAGAAGUUUCACUAAACAAACAUGGCCAGGGAAGUGGGAUUGUUUUGUCAGCGGUGGAUUGGCGGUGGGCUUUGGUAUUCUUGAAACUGCCAUCAAAGAGGUGGCUGAAGAAGCUUCUGUUGUUGGAGAGCUAGUUAAGAAAUUGGUGCCUGCGGGAUGUGUUAGUUUCUAUUUUGAAAGUGAACGAGGUUUGUUUCCGAACACGGAGUAUGUGUAUGAUCUGGAGCUGCCAUUGGAAUUUGUUCCGCAAAAUGCUGACGGUGAAGUUGAAACAUUUGAGCUUCUAACUGCUGAGGAAUGUGUCCAAAGAGCUCUGUCACCGCAGUUUAAGACAACAAGUGCACCGGUUCUACUGGACUUUUUGAUCAGACGGGGCUACAUUAAUCCCGAAAAUGAGCCCAAUUAUAGACACAUUGUGGAGUUGCUUCAUGUGCCGCUGCAAACAAUAUACAACAGUUCUCUUAGAGAUAUAACAUCUAAUGGCGAUGUGCAAAAUUCUGAGAGUUAA